AUGCCAUUUCGGUUCCCGGUGGAGUUUGAGCUUCCAAAGCACUGUUAUUUGAAUGCUCGUGUGAUAAAGGACCAGUUUAAGCGCCUUCAGUUUGCCGAGCACGAAGUCACCAGAAAUGCCUUGAAAUAUAUUGCCAGGAACACCGAACUUCCUCCAAGAGUUAGGCUUGAAGCCCAAUUGCAACUCACGUCUAUGCCCAAAUAUACCUCGUACACCCAGGUUAAGAACAGAUGUGUUGCUUCUGGCCAUGCCAAGUCAGUUUUGACCGACUUUAAGUUGAACAGAGUAAGUAUUGAAAUUCUUCAUGCUUUGAUUUUCCCCCUACUAACAUCAGACCGCAUUUAG
Messenger RNA from Meyerozyma guilliermondii ATCC 6260, 345 nucleotides. RefSeq names its product mitochondrial 37S ribosomal protein uS14m (gene MRP2). The transcript has a single exon. Gene Ontology annotation, cellular component: mitochondrial small ribosomal subunit; ribosome. Lineage: Eukaryota; Fungi; Ascomycota; Pichiomycetes; Serinales; Debaryomycetaceae. Gene Ontology annotation, molecular function: structural constituent of ribosome. Bases 1 to 345 code for a protein of 114 amino acids. Gene Ontology annotation, biological process: translation. The record is from RefSeq and is a predicted model, not a curated record.